CGAAGGUAAAGUCAACUUUAAAUUGCGGGCGUGCAGGCUCACCCAAAAUUCAGGCAGCAUUUCUAUGAAGUUUAUUUUAAAACCACUAAAAGUACGAAUAUUUUAGUUUUCUCCGAGCUUUUCCCUUAACAAAAUAAGUUUUGCUUUUGCAGAAGAGCUAUUAAUGGUCUUUGGAUUAUAUAGAUUGAAUCUCAGUACCAAAAAUGAUGCAACGUAAUACCCUACAGUCUGCACAGAGUUUUGUGCACGGUGGAUGGGAAAUCUGAAAACAUUAUUCAGCAUGAUAAAAUGAAUCUUUUUCAUACCAAACACUUUUAUUUAGUUGCAGAAAAUAUCGAUGUUUUUGUAAUAUAAAGUAACUUGACUUCUCAGAAGCAAAGCUCUCCCCCCCCCGGACGGCAGGUGUUCUGCGGCGCUGGCUCAAAGACCGCAUGCUCGGUUGUGAGAUAAUUUCAAAAUGGAGUUUCUACUCGGAGUUCAAGGAAAAGAUUUUGUGAUGAUUGCAAGCGAUUGUAAUCAAGGACGAAGUAUUGUUCGUAUGAAAGAUGAUUAUGAUAAGAUGUUUAAACUAAGUGAUCAGUUGGUGAUGUUGGUAACUGGAGAAUCAGGUGAUACAGUACAGUUUGCAGAGCACAUGAAGAAGAAAAUUCAACUGUAUAAGAUGAGGAAUGGAUAUGAAUUAUCACCACAUGCAGCAGCUAAUUUCACAAGAAAAGAGCUUGCAGAUUACCUCCGUAGCAUGACUCCGUAUCAAGUAAACUUACUGUUGGCUGGUUAUGACAAGCAUUCAGGACCUGAAUUAUAUUUCAUGGAUUAUUUGGCAUCGCAACAAAAAGUACCAUUUGCUGCUCAUGGUUAUGGGGCAUUUUUCAUCAUGGGAAUUUUAGACAGAUAUUAUAAGAAAGAUAUGUCGAUUGAAGAAGCUCAAAAUGUCAUUAAAAAGUGCAUUGCAGAGAUCCAAAAAAGAUUCCUUAUAAACAUGCCAAGUUUUAUAAUUCGCUACGUUGACGGAGAUGGCAUUCAUGAUCUUGAAAAACCAUCAACUGUUGAUCCAUUGUAAUAGAAAUAUUGAUGCAAACGUUCUUCACCACUCUGACGGAUUUAUGAUAACUGUAGCUGAGAAUAUGUACACACUAUGCUGUUUCCUUUCUAUUUCUGAUCGAAUUUGUGUUCUUACAAAACAAAAUGGAUAAAAACAAUAAUGUAUGUCUUUAAUGUUGGACUGUGAUGAAGGAUAAGAGUUCAAAUAGUUUAAAACGAUUGAAAACGACACUGUGUGCACAUAUUGCUGAGUAGAGCUACUUCAGUUGCAUGGUUACUGGUUAGCAUAUUUGUAUGACAAAUAAAAUCAAAAGUAUUAGCGUG
Dendronephthya gigantea is the source of this 1365-nucleotide messenger RNA. RefSeq names its product proteasome subunit beta type-2-like. Gene Ontology annotation, molecular function: peptidase activity. Gene Ontology annotation, biological process: proteasomal protein catabolic process. Gene Ontology annotation, cellular component: proteasome core complex; cytosol; nucleus. The coding region runs from base 458 to 1060 and encodes 200 amino acids. Lineage: Eukaryota; Metazoa; Cnidaria; Anthozoa; Malacalcyonacea; Nephtheidae. The record is from RefSeq and is a predicted model, not a curated record. The transcript is spliced from 7 exons.